Gopherus evgoodei (Goodes thornscrub tortoise) is the source of this 1278-nucleotide messenger RNA. It is a transcript of the gene PTCRA, whose product is annotated as pre T cell antigen receptor alpha. The record is from RefSeq and is a predicted model, not a curated record. Lineage: Eukaryota; Metazoa; Chordata; Testudines; Testudinidae.
GGGGUCCCUCUGCCUGCUGCAUUGUUCAUGCCUGGCUCAGAUGCUGCAGCCUCUCACCAUGGGCCUGCCCUCAUGGCUGCUUGGACAGCUCCUGGCCAUGACAGUACUUCAGCUUCUGAGCCGCAGCACCGCAGCCCCUUUCCCUACCUUGGCGCCCCCACUUACCAUGGUCGUUAACGGCGAGAGGAAGACCUUAGUGGUUUGUGUGGUGAACGACCUCUCCCAGGACACGGCAGAUGCCAUCUGGUUUUCGAAUGAGAAUGGAAGCGCCCUGGACUCCUUCACCUACGGGGUUUCCAGGGAAGAAGACGGCACAUUUAGCACAGUCUCUCACCUCUCCAUCCACACUGCAGAACUGGAGUCCUGGGAAUCCCUCGCCUGCCAUGUGAGACAGAACAGAACCGCCCAGGUGUGGAGUGCCAGGUCCCUGCUGAUCUCUGAAGACCCUGUGGAAGAGCCAUGUCUAGAUGAAGACCGAAGUGCUCUGCCCGUCUGUUCACAAAUCCUGCUUCUCUUGGCUAUCAGAGCGUUGUUGCUGAAGGUCCUCCUGUUUGACAUUCUCAUCACCUGCAGCUUCCUCUUCAAAGGGGGACGCCAAGCCCUACUGCUGAACUCUGCAAAUAGUUCCUCUGCUCAGGCUUGGCUCAGCGACAGAAAAUCAGGCUUGCCUGUCAGCAUGGAGAGCAGACCGAGGCAGAGACUGAGUUGGACAGAGUUAGUGACUGGAGCCAGCCACCAGGGUAGCAGAGACAGGGCUUCCCACACCAUUUCCUUACACCUUCCACCCAUCUGACCUAGAGCAAAUCAAAUGACCCACUAGCAGCUGUCCUCACAGUGGGAUUUGGGGCAGUUUACAAGGUGUUGCACAUGGUUUGCUCACCUCUCUGCCCACUAUGCUGAUGUCAGCCAGGACACGGCAUGUACCAUGUGCAGAACAGAUGGGCCCCAGCUGGACCAAAGUGUAAAACAGAAGAUGACAAACCCAGGCUAAUGGUGUACCAACCCAAGUGUUGAGUUGGGCCUGGGCCCAGGUUUCCCUGUUGGUCAUCUGUUCUCAUUUUUUGUGUUUGUCUUACUGGGUAAACUGCACAGUGUGCAGAGGAGUAUGCAGUUCACAGGCUGCAGCCAUGUUCUCCAUGUACCAGCAACAGUGAUACAGGGCUAAUCUCUAGCACCAGGAAACACCUCGUUGGUAAAGAAAAUCCUUUUCUGGGCAAAGAAAUCAGUUGGUUCUCGGAGUCAGCACCCAGGGAAAUUCGCUUCAGAAGAAGUCCUGUG